Phytophthora sojae is the source of this 171-nucleotide messenger RNA. RefSeq lists its product as hypothetical. The transcript has a single exon. The record is from RefSeq and is a predicted model, not a curated record. NCBI's taxonomy places the organism in Eukaryota, Oomycota, Peronosporomycetes, Peronosporales, Peronosporaceae. Bases 1 to 171 code for a protein of 56 amino acids.
AUGAGACCGCGUCAGAGUCGCAGACUGGCGGACAAGCUCUGUGUCCUGACGUGGCAACACCACCUACGGGCAUAUAAUAAGAUGGCUGAUACAUUAGCGAACAUGGCAAUGGGCUCUCGCAGGAGCAUCCAGAUGACCAUAACCCGAGAUGCGAUUUCCGGCGACAAAUGA